Molecule: messenger RNA, 927 nt
Organism: Gordionus sp. m RMFG-2023
Lineage: Eukaryota; Metazoa; Nematomorpha; Gordioida; Chordodea; Parachordodidae
Product: tetratricopeptide repeat protein 1-like
Exons: 6
Coding region: 46-891 (281 amino acids)
Molecular function (GO): protein binding
Source: RefSeq, a predicted model, not a curated record
AUUCAUUAAAAAAGAAGAAAAAAAUCUUUAAAGAAAAAGCCCUUAAUGGAAAACAAUGAUAUUAUAUUAUCCGAAAGUGAAGAUGAUUUUUACGAUAUUACAAAUGACAUUGAAAAUGAUGAAAAUAAUUUAUACCAAUUCAAGAAUGACACAUCAAUUAAGCCUAAAAGUACCUCUUGUUCAAUUGACAAAUCAGAUCGAAAAGAUAAUAUUGAAGGAAACGUAUUUGAUCAUUGUGAGAAGGAUCAUGGUAAAACUGAUAACAUAACUUAUAAGGAGGGAAACAUAAAUAAAGAAGACAUUAUACUACAAAGAAUGAAGGAAGAAAAUUUAUUGUCCCCUGAAGAAUUGGCUGAGAGAAAAGCCAAAGCAGAAGAAUUGAAAAAUGAAGGCAAUAAACAUUACUCAGAUAAAAAUAUUGCUGAAGCAUUAAAUAAUUACACCAAUGCCAUCAAAAUAUGCCCUCUUACUUUCAACAGACAAAUUUCUAUCUACUAUUCAAACAGGGCAGCUUGCCAUAUGCAGAAAGCACAAUAUACAGAAUCAAUUUUAGACUGCAAUGAAGCCCUAAAUUCGGACCCUACAUUUGUCAAAGCCUACGUCAGAAGGGCCAAAGCCUUCGAAUCAUGCGAAAGAUUGGAAGAUGCCCUCAAGGAUUAUCAGAAAAUCCUGGAAAUAGAUAAAUACAACGGGCCAGCUCUUCAAGCCUGCCAAAGGCUUCCGCCGCUCAUAAACGAAAAAAACGAGAAACUGAAGACCGAAAUGUUUGGAAAGCUAAAAGAGUUGGGAAAUAUGGUAUUAAAUCCAUUUGGUUUAUCCACCGAAAAUUUCAAAGUUAAUAAAAAUCCUGAUUCGGGUAGUUAUUCCAUAAAUUUCCAACAAAAAUCUUGAUGAAAAUAUCUUAUGAAAUAUAUAUUUGAUAAGGUU